Molecule: messenger RNA, 1545 nt
Organism: Dictyostelium purpureum
Lineage: Eukaryota; Evosea; Eumycetozoa; Dictyosteliales; Dictyosteliaceae
Exons: 1
Coding region: 1-1545 (514 amino acids)
Source: RefSeq, a predicted model, not a curated record
AUGGAUCCUAAUAUAAUAUCUCAAUUCCAACAACAGAUUACAAAUUAUGAGAUAUCACAAGCAAAUCUUAUUAGACUACUUUCGCCACAAUAUCAGCAAUACAUUUUUCAACAACAAUCGGUUCAUCAAGCUCAACAACAGCAAAUGCAGCUCAAUCAAAUUAAACAACAAAGAUCAUAUAUCGAGCUUCCUCCUCAACAACAAAUGGUCUAUAACCAACAAAUACAACAGAAUCAUAUUAUCCAACAAAAUUCUCUUCAAAAUCAGCAACGUAGAAUUUUAGCAAUGGCUCAUCAACUAAAUCAACAACAUCAACAGCAACAACUGAAUCAAAUGAAUCAAAUGAAUCAAAUGAGUCAAAUGAAUCAACAACAACAACAACAACAACAACAACAAAAUCAACAAAAUCAACAACAACAAAAUCAACAACAACAAAACCAACAGCAAUCAAUGCCAUCAUUCGAAAUGGUUUCACCAAUGGCCGCUGCAAUGAAUGCUAGUCCAAACUCUACAGGUGCAGCAACUCCAACAUCACCACCCAACUCUACAACCUCAACAACUACCUCAUCAAAGAAAGAGGAUAAAAAGAAAGAAGAUAAAAAAGAUAAAGAGGACAAAGAGGAUAAAGAAGAUAAAAAAGAUAAAAAAUCAAAGGCUAAAGAAAAAACAACCCAUUGGACCCCAGAAGAACAUACAAAGUUUUUAGAGGCAAUUACCCAAUUUGGUGUUAAAGAUUAUCAUGCAAUUGCAAAGGUUGUUCAAACUAGAAAUCAUCAUCAAGUUAGAACACAUGUAAAUACUUAUUUAAAGAACCAAAAGAAAUUAGAACAAAAAGAGCAAGUUUCAACUCCAACAACAGAUACUCCUCCAACCAAUAUUCAAUCCGACAGUACUGAGCAACCAACUCCUCAGCAAACUCCUCAACAAACCUCACAUACAGAACAAUCACUACAACCACAAGAGUAUCAAACACAAGAAUUAAAUCAACAUCAAAAUAUGCAACAAAAAAUGGAUCAACAACAACAAUAUCAGCAACACAGCACACCACAACAAUAUCAACAACAAGGAACACCACAACAGUACCAACCUCCAACGCCACAACAACAAUACCAACCUCAAGGAACACCACAGCAAUAUCAGCAACAAAGUACACCACAGCAACAAUACCAGCCACCAACACCACAGCAGCAAUAUCAACAACAAGGAACACCACAACAGUAUCAACAACAAAGUACACCGCAACAACAAUAUCAACAAAGUACACCACAACAAUACCAACAAAGUACACCACAGCAAUAUCAACAAUCAUAUGAUGGUCAUAAUGUAACCUCACCAAUUGACCAACAGAAUAUAAAUAAUAUGAACACUUUAAAUAAUAAUAAUAAUAGUAAUAAUAAUAAUAUGAACAGUUUAGGUUUAGAAAACUCUAUGAUGAAUAGUAUGGACGGUCAAAAUACUAAUAAUAGCCUAAUGAACUCAAUGGGAUAUAAUGAUAUGGAUGCCAUUGGAAUAACCAUGGGUUUUGGUUUAGAAAAUAAUAACUAA